CUCCGACGAUUAGAGCGUGCGCCACUCGGCCUCGCCUUUUGCGCUCGGACAGCCUUCAAGAGGUCGCGCCUUCCUCUCAUGUACGCGACGACUGUAGUAGGUCAUACUCGGCCGCUCGCUCAUCGACCCCAAGAUCGGGAGUCAUAAACAGUGUCAUCGCGAGUCAUCUCGGCUUUCAUAUGCUCCGCCGCGGCGCGUGCCCUGCCGAUGACUCUUCCGUGCCGCUGACCCCUCCUGAGAAGACGAAGGAGACCCGGCGCCAGCGCUGGUGCACGCGCUGCCUCGAGGCGCACGCGUGGCUCGUCCAGCCUGUACACGCGUCGACGCUGGGCAUGUUUCGGCUGCUCUUUGGCGUGGUGAUGGUGAUGCAGGCAGGGCACUUUGCAGACAUGUACGAGGAGUUUGUGCAGGCCAAGCUGCUGCUGCCCUACCCCGGCCUCUACUGGCUGCCACCCAUCGGGCCGGCCGCCGGCGAGGCGAUGCUCAAACUCAACAUGGUGUCUGCGUACCUCGUGUCGCUGGGCGUGUGCACGCGCGCGUCGACGGUGGUGCUGUGCGCCACCUUCUGCUACCUCUUCCUCCAGUGCGAGUCAAACCACAACAACCACUACAUCCUCAUCUGCCACGCCACCUUCUUUGGCUCGCUCUCCGACUGGGGGCGUUGGGCGUCUGUCGACCAGCUGGUCUCGAACUGGCGCCGCCGUCCCUCGUCGCGCGCGGCCGUCGACGAGCCCGCGACGCUGCCGUACUGGCACCUGCUCGGCUUCCAGAUCCUCUUCUCGAUUCCGUACAGCUACGGCGCGGUCGCAAAGGGGUCGGUGCACGCGCGCUACCUCCCCUUCGGGGUUGGCGACACGUGGUGGUGGCCGUGGUUCAUCGCGUGGGGAGGCUUCGCCUUUGACGCCGGCAUCGAGGGGCGCGGUGUUGCGCGUCGGUUGAGAGGGAGGCAGCUGCGGCUGCUGCUCUGCUUUUGCGGCUACUUUGGCUGGCACCUUGUCUGGCCGUUGCGCCACUUUGUGCUGUACGCGCCGGGCGUGUCGUGGCACGAGGAGGGCCACCUGCACGCGUGGCACAUGAAGCUGCGCUCCAAGGGCGGCUGGGCGGUGCUCGAGGCGGCGGGCGGGCGGACCACCCUUUACACGCCGACCUCCGACCGGCACCUCACCUACGGGCAGGUCAAGAAGGCCAUCGACCGACCGCACGCCUUUCUGCUCUGGACCACCGGCUUGGCGCGCUUGCACAUGAUGGCGGGGCGCAACCUGACGGCGCUCCACCCGCGCUCGUGCUUCUCGCUCAACUCUCGGCCGGCGGCGCCCCUCUACGCGCCCCCGACUGCGAACCUGCUCGACUUCUUGGGCGGCUACGAGCUCGUGCCGCCGUUUGGGCCGUCCGCGGUUGGCAGGUGGCUCACGAGCUUGCCGCCCUCGAGUGGCGAAGACCAGUGCGAGCACCAUUUGCCGUACCGCGCCGACCUCAUGCGCAAAAACAUGGACGAGCUCCACACCGCCGCCGGGCUGAGCUUCCGUAGCGACGGCGGCGGAGGCCGCCGCUCCGAUUGGAAGCUGUUUGCGCCGAACGGCCAGUUCGCCUACACGCAGAAGCUGCACCUCGUGGACGACGCGCUCGCAGAUUACCUGCGGCGCUCCCGAGGCGUCCACGGGGAGGGACGAACAUAGCGCGCCGGUUGCUGGAGAGGGGCGGACAUUGGGCCGCGCUCUUUUCUACUUUGCUCCCCGACCCGGCGCUGGCCGAGCUGCAAUAGGUAGAUGUGCGACGUGGCACAACCGUCCCACGCAAGGAGUCAGGAGUUAGCCUGUCAGGCGUAGAAGCGCCACCGCCGCGCGUGGGGUUUACGCAAGAGGCGCAAGAGGGUCAUACUCGGCGUUCCUGAGCUAGGGUGGACCCGCACGUUGUGCCUCUCUAAUAUUAUUGGCCAAAGUACAGGUUUCGA
Messenger RNA from Emiliania huxleyi CCMP1516, 1951 nucleotides. RefSeq lists its product as hypothetical. The coding region runs from base 180 to 1676 and encodes 498 amino acids. Gene Ontology annotation, molecular function: vitamin binding; gamma-glutamyl carboxylase activity. The record is from RefSeq and is a predicted model, not a curated record. NCBI's taxonomy places the organism in Eukaryota, Haptophyta, Isochrysidales, Noelaerhabdaceae. The transcript has 7 exons. Gene Ontology annotation, biological process: peptidyl-glutamic acid carboxylation.